Messenger RNA from Xiphias gladius (swordfish), 8739 nucleotides. RefSeq names its product adenylate cyclase 3a (gene adcy3a). Lineage: Eukaryota; Metazoa; Chordata; Actinopteri; Istiophoriformes; Xiphiidae. The record is from RefSeq and is a predicted model, not a curated record. The transcript is spliced from 21 exons. Gene Ontology annotation, biological process: intracellular signal transduction; adenylate cyclase-activating G protein-coupled receptor signaling pathway; cAMP biosynthetic process. Gene Ontology annotation, cellular component: plasma membrane. The coding region runs from base 810 to 4181 and encodes 1123 amino acids. Gene Ontology annotation, molecular function: adenylate cyclase activity.
AAUGAGACAGUUCCGUGCCUUCUGCGGAAAAACACCCAAGACCAAAAGAAACAGAAGUGGGGGUUUGUGGAACCGUCGAGGCGACUUUCUAUGAGCAAUCUUUUGAUUUCCUCCAGGCUCAGGUUGAAUAUAUGUAGAGUGCUGUGUUUCAGUUGGCCUGAUGACACCCACUAUCCCUCCAUCUGAAUAACGUUAGCGCCCAAAGGAGGUAAAAUCUGCCUGUAACGUGACACACGGUAAGGCCAUGUGAGGCGGAGCCAUGGAAGGCCAAAAUGCAAAACACUCUCCAACCCAGACGAAUGACAGAGAUAGAGGAAGUCAUACAAAUAUAAAAAGCUGAUAGCUGAUCCAAUGUUAAUGAGUUCAACAGCUCUGACAUGGUACAUAACUGUGGAGUACAAAGGUGGAAAGGAGCUGGUGCAACGGUCACAUAUGUAAAGGGAAAUGAGGAAAUAAAAAGUGCACAUUCUUUAGAUCACAUUGCUGAAAAAGUAGGCGUGCCCAAUCUGUGUUUAUGUCACAGGCUUAAGUGAGUCAAAUGACAGCACUACAUGGAGUGACCACAACCGCAGCUAUGUAAGAAGACAGCUCUCCAGUGCACAGGUGCAGACAAUCAACACACUGCUGUGAUUCAUGCCGUGUGUGGGCUGUCGGGAAAAAAGGUGGUUACUUAGCAUAAGAUAAACCAGCAGAUGAUGUAUACCUGAAACUUCUUUCAGUGUUUGGUCAACUCCUGUUGGACCACAAACAGCUUUCCAUUUUUUGAUAGAAAAGGAGAAGGCAGGAAGCAGAUGCUCUGAGUGUUCACCAUGCCUCGGAACCGUGCAUUUUCUGAGCCGGAGUACUCGGCAGAGUAUUCAGCGGACUGCUCUGUGACGCUGCCAUCGGACCCCGGGCAGGCAGUGGGGCGAACACAUGAGGUCACGGUUCGGAGCUCAGGAUGCUGCCUCUGUCUGCCGCGGUUCAUGCGCCUCACCUUUGCACCCGAGUCUCUGGAGAACCUCUACCAGACUUACUUCAGACGGCAGAGACACGAAACCCUACUGGUGCUCGUCGUGUUCGCCGCCCUCUUUGACAGCUACAUCAUCGUCAUGUGUGCAGUGGUUUACACCUCUGACAAGCUGGCUUCUGUUUUAGUAGCAUCAGUGGGACUCACAGCAGAUAUUAUCCUCUAUCUGCUGUGCCGCUUCAGCCUGUUGCCAGACCGCAUUUCGAGACGGGUGGUGCCCUACGCCCUAUGGGUGCUCAUAGCAGCUCAGAUAUUCUGCUACCUGGGUCUGAAUUAUGCUCGCUUCCACCAGGCCAGUGAUACUGUGGGCUGGCAGGCUUUCUUCAGCUUCUCCUUUUUCCUGACUCUGCCUUUGAGGCUGACACCCAUUGUGCUCAUCACUACUGUAUCAUGCGGGGUCCACACUCUGGUACUUGGUGUCACCAUUGCCCAACAGCAGCAGGAGGACAUCCAGGGGGCAGUACUUGGCAGACAGCUGCUGGCCAACAUUGUGAUCUAUGUUUGUGCCAUCACUGUGGGCGUCAUGUCAUACUACAUGGCUGACCGGAAGCAUCGGAAGGCCUUUCUGGAGGCAAGACAGUCACUGGAGGUCAAACUCAACCUGGAGGAGCAGAGCCAGCAACAGGAACGUCUGCUGCUCUCUAUCCUCCCGAAGCACAUAGCUGAUGAGAUGCUUCAGGACAUGAAGAAGGAGCCCAGUCAGAAAGAGAUGCAGCAGUUCAAUACUAUGUACAUGUACAGGCAUGAAAACGUCAGUAUUCUGUUUGCAGACAUUGUGGGCUUCACCCAGCUAUCAUCGUCCUGCAGCGCUCAGGAGCUGGUCAAACUGCUCAAUGAGCUCUUUGCUCGCUUUGACAAACUGGCUGCAAAAUAUCACCAGUUGAGGAUCAAAAUCCUGGGAGACUGCUACUACUGUAUCUGUGGGUUGCCGGACUACAGGGAGGACCAUGCUGCCUGCUCCAUCAUGAUGGGCCUGGCCAUGGUGGAGGCCAUCUCGUACGUCCGAGAGAAAACCCAGACAGAUGUUGACAUGCGGGUUGGAGUACACACUGGCACAGUCCUUGGAGGAGUGCUGGGUCAGAAACGCUGGCAGUAUGACGUCUGGUCCACAGACGUCACUGUGGCCAACAAAAUGGAAGCUGGAGGGAUACCAGGUCGCGUCCAUAUCUCACAGAGCACAGUGGAGUGUCUUCAUGGUGAGUUUAAUGUGGAGCCAGGGAACGGAGGUGACCGCUGUGACUACCUGAAGGAGAGGGGCAUUGAGACCUACCUAGUGGUUGUUCCUAAAGGACCUGUGGGAAAGAAUGGCAUCAACGGUGUAAAGCUGUCUGUAACCUCUUCCAAUGGAAACUCCCCACUGUUAAUCAAAACCACAGAGUGUAAUGGCAGUGCUAACACAGCCUGCACCACACCAGAGGAACCAGAAGAACUGGACACAAGGGUGGUGAAUCCAUCUUUCCCUAACCCUCGAAGAAGGCUGCGGUUACGGGACCUGGCUGAGAGGGUGAUUGAUGCUCAGGAGAACGAACAGGAGCUCAACAAACUGCUCAAUGAGGCUCUGCUGGAGAGAGAGACAGUCCAAGCUUUGAAGGGGAAACACACCAACAGGCUUUCCAUGAGGUUUGUGGAUCCACACCUGGAAACUCGUUACUCUGUGGAGAAGGAGAAACAGAGUGGAGCUGCCUUCUGCUGCUCCUGUGUGGUCCUGUUCUUCACUGCAGCUAUGGAGGCACUCAUAGACCCUUGGCUGAUUGCAAACUACAUCACCUUUGUAGUGGGAGAAAUCCUGCUGCUGAUCCUGACAAUAUGUUCUCUGGCUGCCAUCUUCCCUAGAGUCUUACCCAAGAAGCUGGUGUCUUUCUCCACCUGGAUUGACCACACCCGCUGGGCUCGUAACACCUGGGCCAUGGCAGCCAUCUUUAUCCUCACCAUGGCCGACAUCAUGGAUAUGCUAAGUUGUCUGCCUCGAGUCCCGGGCUCAGGCCGACCCACCAUGGUUCAUUCCUCUACGUCGUCCUCCUCCACUUGGUCUGACCCUGAUGGUUGCCCGGACAACCCCAAAUAUUACAGCUACAUUGCCGUGCUGGCACUGAUGGCUACCACCAUGCUGGUUCAGGUCAGUCACAUGGUCAAGCUCACACUGAUGAUGCUCAUCACUGUGGCCACCGGCAUCGUGAACAUCUACUACUGGAGAGACAUUUUCGACCACUACGACAUGGUCCGAUUCCAGGACUACAGGUCAUACCUGGUGCCCUCCAAGUUCACAAUGACAAUUAUGAUCUUCAUUAUGAUGGUCAGCUUUUAUUAUUUCUCCCGACAUGUGGAGAAACUUGCCAGAACCCUGUUCCUGUGGAAGAUUGAGGUCCAUGAGCAGAAGGAGAAAGUAUAUGAGAUGAGGCGCUGGAAUGAAGCACUGGUGACCAACAUGCUGCCUGAACAUGUGGCUCGACACUUCCUGGGCUCCAAAAAAAGAGAUGAGGAGUUGUACAGCCAGUCGUAUGAUGAGAUUGGAGUCAUGUUUGCCUCAAUCCCAAACUUUUCUGACUUCUACACAGAGGAGAGCAUCAAUAAUGGAGGGAUCGAAUGCUUACGCUUCCUCAAUGAGAUCAUCUCAGACUUUGACAGUCUGCUGGAUGAACCUCAGUUCCGCUGCAUCACAAAAAUUAAAACCAUCGGCAGCACCUACAUGGCAGCAUCAGGUGUCACCCCAGAUGUCAGCAAUGGCUACACCUGCAUGAAGAAGGAGGAGCAGUCUGACAGAGAGCGCUGGCAGCACCUGGCAGAACUGGCAGACUUUGCUCUGGCCAUGAAGGUCACACUCAUGAACAUCAACUACCAGUCAUUCAACAACUUCAUGCUACGGAUUGGUCUGAAUAAGGGUGGAGUGCUAGCGGGAGUGAUCGGAGCCCGCAAACCCCACUAUGAUAUCUGGGGCAACACUGUGAAUGUGGCCAGUCGCAUGGAGUCCACAGGGGUGAUGGGUAACAUCCAGGUGGUGGAGGACUGCUACAACAUCCUCAAGGAGUAUGGCUUCCGCUUUGUGAGGAGGGGGCCCAUCUUUGUGAAGGGGAAAGGGGAGCUGCUUACUUACUUUCUGAAGGGAAGAGACAAACAAGGCUCAUUUAUCAACGGCUCCUCUGUAACUCUGCCACACCAGGUGGUGGACAGUUAAGGACCACACUCACAUAUACACUCCCCAGCAAUCACAUCUAUAGUGUGAUAAAUGCAGAGAGGGGGCAGAGGACUUAACCUGACCUGAACUUUACAGAAAGUUUACAAUUCAAAUUAAAAUACUACUGACACACUUCAUACACACCUGUGACAACCCACCACUCAUUACUGAACACACACAUUAAUUGUCAAUGGAAAGAUAUAUGUGCCAGUAAAGAUUGUAUUUGAAUUUGAAUGUCAUGUUCAAGUUGAUUGAAUUCCACAAAAUUCAAAAUAUGGAUAUUUGAAAGAAUUAACUGAAAGGAAAUUACAAUAAAAGACAGGAGCCCCAAACAUAUAGAUCUAGACACUAUAUAAGAUUAAACAAAUACCAAAAAAAUAAUAGUAAAUAUAAAGUAACUAGGUGGGAUAAGAUGGCUUCAGCAGAGUCAGACUUAAGUGACAUCAUUGUAACCUAGUCUAGUGAUGGCUACAAGUUUUCAUUCAUGUGCAGCUGCUCACAGAAACUCAGAAAUAUAAAAAGCACUUACUUGCAAAUUCUUUGAAUGAAAUCCUGAAUUUGCACCCAAAUGAAUUACUUGUUUGUUGGCCAAUGAAUUAACAUUUCACUAAAUUUAAUUCAAGCCUGAGAUAUCCUGCUAAUUAACAAAUACACUAAUCAAAAACAUAACCCACUUAAUUGAGUGACUUGAAAAUUGAAUGUGAUUACAGGAAUUUCAUUAGUAACUGGAGUAUGGAGUAAGGUAGUCGCCUCUAGCAUAAACAUGCUACAGCCUUCAAAUUUAAAUUCCAAAUUACAUACUACUCACAUUUUCCUGUGACAAAACAAAAGUGAUCUGAAACGGCUUCUCCAGCGUUGUCAACCACACAGAGUGUCACCUCGGAGUGAAAACAGCCCCCAUAGUGGCUAAUACUGCAGAUCUUUCAGGCCUUCAGUUACACAUGCAGCUGCCUCUGCUGCAGCUUAAUCAAAAAUGAGAAAUCAGUUUUAGCAACAUUUUGAAUUAAACACUGCAGCAGAAAAUCAACCUCUUGUGUCCUUUUGUGCAUACUUUAGCCCUUUACUAAAAAAAAACGUUUAAAUACAAUUUUGUAAUUUUGAAAUCCCUACAUGUUAACCUCGUUUUUUUUUUUUUUACAAGUUUUUUUAUUAUAUUUUUAUUUUUGCAUGUGUUUUGUGUGGAUUCCACAUUCAGCAUGAGGAUGACUAAUUCAAAGUGAUAUAAUUUAAAUACAAUGAUGGGCUUUAUCUCUUUCCAGAGAUGUCUCUCAGAUAGAAACAGAAUACUGAUCACUGACACACAUUAGCCCUUUUGCAAACACACCAAUUUUGAUGCCAUCUCCUCAGCACAUUAACACAAAGUGGUUUUAGGACGCCCAGCCUAAUUUAUAGACACUAUUCCCCAUUUCCCAAAUAUUUACAUGUACAGAAGCCUGACACACUGAUCUGAGUUCAGAUUUUCUGUCUUUGAUGAGGAAGAGGAUUUGGAAGUGGACCAAAGAGAGGCAAGAGUGUGAUGAUAAAGAGUGAUCUGUCUCCUGCUGCUGCCUAUGUGUGAUCGUGGGUGUGCAUAGGAGUGUGUGCAUUUGUUAUAGUGUAUUUUUCCACAGUCAAAGUAUUGGUUCUCCUUGAUUCUGAUCUGGGGACAGGUCAGAUCUGUCAGUACUUUGCUCUCCUCUCUGCUCCUGGACCUCAUGCCGCAAACUACACCAUUGGCUUCUAGAUGUUUGUGUGCCUCAGAGCUGUGUUGAACAUGAAGGACAACUGACGUCUAUACUGUCAGUUUUAGGAGAGGGACAGGUGACACGUGGCAGAAAUAUUUUUCACGCUCAUUGUGGAUUAGUGGAAGUGCCUAUCACGGCUGUGAUCACCAUCUUUUUAUUUAGUUGAACAAUGCAAAGGCCCUCUACAGGCAGUGAAAAGUCUACAUUUCCUUUCACGGUGCUGUGAAAGGGUAAUUCCAGUUAGUUCAAUAAUAGCUAAGAUCUGGAAACCCAGUGGCAUCACCAAAAUGAUGGGCCAAGACACACGAGCAGUCAGUCGAUCAGAGAGGUUGGAAACAAAAUUCUGAGUGUGUCAGACUUAACUGAAAGAGAAAAAGAAGGUUAACAGUAAAAUGUCUGUUUUAAACAUCCAUCACACAUUACAGACUCAAUUCCUGCUUCUUCUGUUCUUACUGUACAGUGAGUUAUUAUUAGCAACAUUUCAGGUGCACUCAGUUUGAUCUCCUAAUAAAGUGUUCAAGUUAAUCUUGAUAAGCCGUUGGUUUGUUCCCAACCGGACUGAUCGUCUGACUGCUCAUGUUUCUUGACAAAUUAGACCUAUUUUAGUUAUGUCACUGUGACAUAUGAGCUCAGAAAUUAAUUUGGUGCUUACAAUGUUAGAAAAACGACAAAGGAUGCAUGCUGUAAUAAACUGGAAUUUUCCUUUGACUGCAUGAUGAUCAUGUGGAAAAGAAGGCUGUUGGUAAUAACAAAAGAAUUUUAAGUAUAUUGAAAAAGUGAUUUAUUUCAUCAUGUAAAAUGACAACAGCAACAAAAAGUUGAAUUUGUUUCAGCCUUUCCAUGUUGUUUGCACUAGAUGUGGAUAAACCCCAUUUCCACCAUAUAGUAACAUGUGAUCUGCAGCUGCAUAAUGAUAUCUGAUUAUUAGGCCUUUGCAUUUUCACCUGGAAUUAAUUUAUAUUUAUUUCAACUCUGACUACUCUGUGGUCGGAUCUCAACACAUAAUUUAGGUUCGUGAGGCUGCUGACUCUCUGCAGCAGAAAGUAGUUUUCAGUUUUGCUUUGACAGUGCUAUUAUGCAGUGUUUCAUGAACAAGUGUCAUCUACUUUUAAACAACUUCUUGAGAAAGUAUGCUACAAGCUGCCUAUAGCUUUUUACCAGGCAGCUUUAAAUAGGAUUCAGAGGCAUGAUAAGGGUAAGGUGACCUUUCAACUUGUUGGGCCAAACUAUACAGAUAUAACAUUUGUAUAGUUUGGUACACCUGGCUGAGAUCUGACCACAAUGUGAGCCAAAUACUAUGUGCAUCUACACCUGCAUUGACAUGUUUUCAAUGAUCCAGAUAAGGUGUCCAGAUACAGAUCUCAUGUUAGUACCAGGCAGAAAUGAGGUCUCACUUUUCUAGUGAUUUCUGGCCUGAAGUUGGCUGUCAUCUGUGUGUCUUUUUAGUCUUUGCACUGACCCUAAGAGACCUGGACAGAUAAAAGAAUUGAAAUCACUUGAAUCCGUGUGGCUAUGUGGACACAGACAUUCUAAUAUACUCUUAAGAGGACACGUCCUCUCACUGCUUCAGCAGGUCUCACCUCCAACUGAAUCAUCUUGGUCCCUCUACCCAAGGUGGAAGUAAAGUGGAAAAGCUUGACGCAGCAGAUCAGGCACACGGGAAAAGUGUGUCAAGUGUCACUUGAAGCUUACCAAAAAAAAAAACAACUAAAAACUGUGCCAAUUGUAUGACAUUUUGGACCAGUUGCAGACAAACAGUGUAUUGAUAGGUGGCAAACAAGACUGGGCAAAAACUAUCAGUAGUUCUAACAAGUCAGUCUGCUCACCUGCACAGCCUGAAGCCCAGCAUGGGGCUUCUUUUUAGUCACAAACCUGUCUUUUUGCUUGUGACAACACACCAAAUUUGAUUGCAUUUGAGGAACUUCAGACAUUACUCCCCCUAAAGUUUGUAUUUAAGAUGUACUAGGCUUUGACAUGACAGCAUUGUCAUGCAGGAGAAUGAGCACACCCACUUGGCGGGAAGCAGUUGUACUGUAUUUGAGUUUUGAGGAAAGUAUUUAGGGAGCCACUGCUCUUUCCUCUGCUGAUUGUAAAACCCAUUAGUGUCUUUGUAGAAUGGGAUGAAAGUGCAAUAGUUUCUUCUUCUACAAUCCUGAUGCUCUCCUCUCUUAAGGAAAAGUUCAAUCAUUCUUUCCCCUUUAAUUCAUAUUUUUAUAAUAUAAUGUUUUGUUCUAUUUAAAGAAAGGGAAAGAGGACUGAACAUGUCCUCAUUGUAUAUAGAUUUCAGAUUUGUUUAUUGGAAAUGACAGGGACAUUGUCUUUUUCUUACAGAGAUGUGAAAAUGCCAAUGAUAAAGGAAUGGCUUUAGAUGUAAAAGCUAAAACAUGGACCACAGCUGUUUCCUUAUUUGUAUUUUAAAAGAAUCUCAGGCUUGGGAACAAAAUAGCACUUUGAAUAGUAUGUCAACUCUGCAUGAUUCCAGGUUUUGGUUGCAACCAAAUUUUUGAGCUAAGUACCUACACAAGAACACUGAAAUGCCAUCUGGAGAGCCCUCGCCAGCAGGGCCAGCUGGUGGAGUCAAAAAGCAACCAAAUUCCUCAAUCCUGUGGUUCUAGUUGUUACUUUUCCAGUUCUGUACAAAUUCAAUUAAAACUUUGAUUCCUCUUAAAAAAAAGUUUUUGAUUGAAUUAGACAUAUUGUGGGUCUGCUUAGCCUGGUCUGAGCAGUUGAUCCUUAUCCUGGUUUUUAAGUUGAAGAAUUUCUCAGUCAGUGUACCGUCUUUCAUUUCAGUUGUUUGUCAUCAUAAGGUGAGUUGAUUAAAGAAAUCUAAUAAA